ACGUGAGGCGACGACUUAUUUGCCCCAACGCCUCGCGCGGGGAGACAAGUCUUCUUUGUGGCAAUCUCAUCGCCAUUUAAUGGCGGACGGUCGCCAUCUCUUCUUCGUCACCGACGAUCUAUCGACCCACUUGUCCGCUCCGGCCUCCUCCUGGUCCUCUCCCUCCGCUUCCCGUACCCCCACUGCUGUCCCGGACUCCUUCGUCCCCGUCUUCUCGUCCGGCCCCUCGUUCCGAGACCCAGAUUCCGACUCUAGCUCCGGCCAUUCCGACUACUCUGACGACGACCAUUCCAUCCUCUCCCUUGACCUCUUCCGCCGCCGCCGCCUUCGCCACCAGAAACCGUCCUUCGUCUCCGGCACUGCCAUGGACCACCACUUCCCGGAGCCCUUCGGUUCCCCCGUCUUUAGGGUUUCUGAGGGACCCGAGGAGAUUGGCACCCCUGCCUGCCUCGGCGUUGGGCUUAGGCCACGGUUCGACAGGGAAGAAGAUGACGACAACGCUCCGGAGGAUGCAGACAGGGAGGUGGUUGUUCCGGAUUGGGCAACGGACGACUUCUUCGUCGGGAGGAGGAGCUCCCCUUCCGAUUCGAUCGAGUUCUCGAGGGCUCGGCCAAUGGAUUCCUGGGAUCUUAGGGUUGCCGGAUUCGACUCUGAUUCAGAUUCGGAUGAGCAGAUCGUGGCGAUGGGCAACGAACAGAUUGUUGCGAUCGGCAUGAAUUCCGAUGACGGCGAGGAACGGUACAGGAUCUCCGACGAUUUAGGUCUCCCUUUCUGUUGGGAAGGCCUCCAACUGGGUGACGACCGGAGGGAUGACAACGAGGGGUUCGAGUGGGAGGAGAUCGAUCGUCAGGACGAAGAAAGGGAUGUUCUUGGUAUUAUGGUUCUUGGCAACGAGGGGAGAUCUGAUGAGACUAGACGAUACAGUGAUGAUCAAGUUGAGCAUGAGCAUGAAGGAUUGGUCAGAAACGUUGAUUGGGAGGUCCUUUUGGCCGUGAACAAUUUGGGAAGGAUCCCUUUGGAUCCUGAUGAUGUCGAACCCUAUUUUGAGGAUCAAGACGGCCUUGUCUAUACAUCUGAUUACGAGUCCUUCGAGGUCUUGUUCACGCAAUUCAGCGAGCAGGAUAGCAAUCCCAAGGGUAGCCCUCCAGCGGCGAAGUCCGUGGUCGAGAACCUCCCAUCUGUUGUCUUGAUGAAAGAAGACACUGCUGAUGUUGAUACAGUUUGUGCGGUUUGUAAGGAUGGGAUUCUGAAUGAGGAAAGAGUUAAGAGGCUGCCGUGUUUCCACCAUUAUCACGAGGAAUGCAUCUUGCCAUGGCUGGGGAUCCGCAACACCUGCCCCCUCUGUAGAUUCGAGUUGCCAACAGACGAUCCUGAAUACGAGAAGCAGAAGGCAAGGAGGGAAGAUGCGAGUGUUAUCCUGCAUAAUGAAGCUCGGCUCAGGUAUGAUUUUGAAAUGUUACCUGAAGCUGACAACCUCUAGGCAAAGCAGUUCUAUCUUAUAUGCACGCUAGGUUAUGGUUGACUUCUAUUCUGAUGUUGUUGUGUUGAUCUAUAACAUUUUUUUUUGGGUUAUAGAACAGCCCUCAUAUUGAUGAGGUUUUGUUAGAGUUGUGUCAGCUGUUCAUUUGGGAAUUGGUUCAUGAUGCUACUGUAUAUUGACAACAAUCUGAAGAAAUAUGGCUUG
Messenger RNA from Musa acuminata subsp. malaccensis (wild Malaysian banana), 1684 nucleotides. RefSeq names its product E3 ubiquitin ligase BIG BROTHER-related. Lineage: Eukaryota; Viridiplantae; Streptophyta; Magnoliopsida; Zingiberales; Musaceae. Gene Ontology annotation, biological process: protein ubiquitination. Gene Ontology annotation, molecular function: ubiquitin protein ligase activity. The record is from RefSeq and is a predicted model, not a curated record. Gene Ontology annotation, cellular component: cytoplasm.